Marmota monax (woodchuck) is the source of this 6308-nucleotide messenger RNA. It is a transcript of the gene Rsad1, whose product is annotated as radical S-adenosyl methionine domain containing 1. Gene Ontology annotation, biological process: porphyrin-containing compound biosynthetic process. Gene Ontology annotation, molecular function: coproporphyrinogen oxidase activity; 4 iron, 4 sulfur cluster binding. The coding region runs from base 1 to 1329 and encodes 442 amino acids. NCBI's taxonomy places the organism in Eukaryota, Metazoa, Chordata, Mammalia, Rodentia, Sciuridae. The transcript has 9 exons. Gene Ontology annotation, cellular component: cytoplasm. The record is from RefSeq and is a predicted model, not a curated record.
AUGGUUCUCCCCGCUGCCCGGGCCCGCGGCUUGGUGGCAGCAGCCAAAGCGGCCCAGAGGCGCCGCCGCGUGGACAGUGGGGGAGGGUCCCCAAGUCCUGAGCCCGCGAGCAGGCGCGCGGCGGUUUACGUGCACUGGCCAUAUUGUGAGAAGCGAUGCAGUUACUGUAACUUCAAUAAAUACAUCCCUCGCGGUGUGGAGGAGGCUGCCAUGCGGAACUGUCUGGUCACUGAGGUGCAGACGCUGCUGCGGCUCAGCGGGGUGCAACGGGUAGAGUCUGUGUUCUUUGGUGGGGGAACCCCCAGUCUAGCCAGUCCCCAUACUGUGGCUGCUGUUCUGGAGGCUGUGGCACAGAUAGCUCACCUGCCUGCAGACUCGGAAGUCACGCUGGAGGCUAAUCCCACUUCGUCCCCAGCCUCCAGGCUGGCAGAAUUUGGAGCAGCAGGAGUCAACAGGUUGUCCAUUGGCCUCCAGUCUCUAGAUGACACUGAGCUGCAGCUGCUGGGGAGGACACACUCGACCAGCAGUGCUCUGCGGACGCUGGCAGAAGCCCGGCGCCUCUUCCCUGGCCGCGUGUCCGUGGACUUGAUGCUGGGGCUGCCAGCACAACAGGUGGGGCCAUGGCUCAGGCAGCUGCAGGAACUGCUGCACCACUGUGACGACCAUCUCUCCCUCUACCAGCUGUCCCUGGAGCGGGGCACUGCACUCUUCGCCCAGGUGCAGCGGGGUGUUCUUCCUGCCCCUGACCCAGAGCUCGCCGCUGAGAUGUACCAGGAGGGUCGGGCGCUGCUCCGGGAGGCUGGCUUCCGCCAGUAUGAGGUCUCCAACUUUGCCAGGAACGGGGCGCUCAGUACCCACAAUUGGACUUACUGGCAGUGCGGUCAAUACCUUGGCAUUGGGCCCGGGGCCCAUGGGCGAUUUACGCUUCAGGGGGCUGGAGGCCAUGCCUGGGAGGCUCGGAUCCAGACACUGGAACCAGACAACUGGAUGAAGGAAGUGAUGCUGUUUGGUCAUGGCACCCGGAAGCGUGUCCCCUUGGGCAAACUGGAGCUGCUGGAGGAGGUUUUGGCCAUGGGGCUACGCACUGACGUGGGGCUCACCCACCAGCACUGGCAGCAAUUUGAGCCCCCGUUGACCCUGUGGGACAUUUUUGGAGCAAACAAGGAAGUAAAGGAAUUACUGGAGCAGGACCUAUUGCUGCUGGACCACAGGGGUCUCCGGUGUUCCUGGCAGGGUCUGGCUGUGUUGGAUUCUCUACUGCUGACCCUCCUGCCUCGACUCCAAGAGGCUUGGCACCAGACAACCCCAUCACCUGCACCAGGAGGAUGAGAAGAUGUUCCUGUAUCCCAGGGCAAUGCCAGGUGGACUUGGGGGUCUGGACCAGCACUACAGGCAUCUCUGCUGGCAGGUGCUAAUCUCUGCUCCAAGUAGUCAUUGCCUGGCCCUGGGAUCCCCAGGGGUGUGGCUACAAUGAGGUGGGUGGGAGGAUAUUUGGCUGGGAACUGGCAUCCCACCCAGCUUUUCAGACUCACCAGUGUAUGUUCCAUGACUGGGAAUUGUUCAUCACCCAUAACAGCUUUUUUUUCUUUUUUUUUGGUACUGGGGAUUGAACCCAGGGGUGCUUAACAACUGAGCCACAUCCCCAGGCCUUUUUAUUUAUUUUGAGUCAAGGUCUCACUAAGUUGCUAAGACUUGAACUUGUGAUUCUCCUGCCUCAGCCUCCCAAGCUGCUGGGAUUUCAGGCAUGCACCAGUGCACCUGGCUGUUUACAUUUUUGGUACCAAAUAAUGACCAGUGUUUGGAAAUCUUUAUGUAGGCAGUUGCCUCCCUGAGAGGCCUUCCCCUGUUGUGAGGUCCUGGACAGCUGUAUGAAUCAGAUCCUUUCCAGGUAUCUUAAAUAGGAAGGGAUUUAAUAUGGAUAUGUGACAUUUAGAAAACCAUUGGGUUUUUUAGAGUCAAGGCCACUUGUCCCAUAGAAUGUCCCACAUUCUGGGUAUGUCUGAUUGUUUCCUAAGGAUUGAAUUCAGGUUGAAUAUUUUUAGCAAUACUGAUACUCGGUGUUGUGUAACUCAGGGUCCCUAAUGCUAGGCCAACCCACUAUCAGUAAUGCUAAUUUUGACCACUUAAUUAAGGGGAUGGAUGUUCUGUUUCUUCAUGGAUAGAUAUAGUUUUCCUUGAAAUUAAAUAACACAACAGAUGAUGUGUGAUAUCUUGAGACCAAUUGAAUAUCCUGUUCUCCAAUAAUCACUUGCUCAGUGAUUUUGGCAUCUACUGAUGAUCCUUGCCCAAAUCAGUUCUUAAUUUGGAAGUUGCAAAAUGUUAAUUUCUGACUGUCAUUCUUUCUACAUUCUUUAUCCAUUAAAAAAAAAAAAAAAAACAAACCUUUCCAUUUUAGUCAAAGGGCUAAUCCUCCUUGUGACCUGGAAAUUGGUACCAGAUGUGAGUGUGUGUGCCUAUGUUUGGUGGGGUUGGAGGUACAUUUUCCUGGCAAGAAGCCACAUAACUUUUGGGGGGAUUGGGGGGAGACUAGGGAUUUAAUCCAGGGAUAAUUUACUACUUAGCUAUAUCACUAGCCCUUUUAUGUUUUGAGACAGGAUCUCACCAAAUUGCUUAGGGCCUGACAAAAUUGCUGAGGCUGGCCUUGAACCUGUGAUCAUCCUGUCUCAGCCUCCUGAGCCACUGGGAUUAUAGGCAUGCACCACCAUGCCCAGUUAGGAAGCUCUGUAACUUUAACUCAUUACCAUGUCAGAGGAUACCAUGAUGCUAAAGGUAAUUUAGUUCCACUGCAGAUUGAGGCAUAUAGACUUGGCCUUUAGGAGGUGAUGGGGGAUUGGGUUCCCCGUCUCUCAGAGGUGAGCACAUGCCUUUCCCUGUACUCAGUGGGUGUGAAUGUCAGGUCUUCUCUGACCCUGUGGUAACAUGGUAAGCAUCACUCCCUCUCUUUUUCAUCAUGAAAUAUUCAGCUGGCACUAGUUGUGUGCCAAGCCUUGUACCAGGCUCACAGAGAAGAAGAAGACCUGCCUCAGCCCUUAGGGAGAUGUUGACAGAUGUGGAAGAGGUUCUUCCCAGGUUGUCAGUCAAGGCACCAUGGCAGGCUGUGGGAGCCUGAGGCAUCACUUGGUUCUGAAGGGCUGGGAGCAAGAAAAGGUGUUUUUUUCUUACCACCUCCUGUGCCCCUACUGCCCUGGAAAGCCUGGCCUUGGGACAGCUUGUAGGGUGACCUGUGCUGCCCAGAGACACCUCUUCCUGAGCCUUCCCCUGAUCUUGAUAUUCAAGAAGUGAGCAUGGGUGUGCCAUCAGAUAACCUGGGCCCACUCAGGUUUCUCCCAGCUGCCAGGGCUCGUGCCACCUGAGAUGUCUGGGCACUGCAUGCUGGGCACCUCACGAGACCUGUUCCGAGGGCUGGGCACAAGCCAGGAACAGGUAGGGGUGGCACAGAUCACCUUCUGUGACUCAGCCUGGUCCCACCCUCUCCUUAUGAAUCAGAAUCUCCUGAGAGCAGCGCCCAGGAAUCUAGUUGUUAAAUGCUUCCUAAGUGGCUCCAGUGACCAGUUGGGUUGGGGAAGCCCUGAUGAGUGACGUUUCCCACCUUCCAUCAUGGGAGGCUGGGGUUGGGACGAAAGAGGUACUCCGAGACAUGCAUGGGAGUGGGGUCCUUCUCUCCACAUCCUGGUUCUUCCAUGGCUCAUCCAUCAAAGGGUCCUGCUCCUCCCUUAUUGGGACUCUGAUUGUCAUCUUCUCACCCUCCUUAUGUGGGCAGAAGUAAAAGGGGUAGGGCUGGGGAUGUGGCUCAAGUGGUAGCGCGCUCGCCUGGUGUGCGUGCGGCCCGGGUUCGAUCCUCAGCACCACAUACAAACAAAGAUGUUGUGUCCGCCAAAUACUAAAAAAUAAAUAUUAAAAAAUUCUCUCUCUCUACCUCUAUCUCUCUCACUCUCUAAAAAAAAAAAAAAGAAGUAAAAGGGGUAAACCGCCUGCUUUGGUAAUAAGGUGAUGAGAGAAGUUGGAGACAAGCGGUACAUGUAGUCACAUGUACUGUGGGUACAGCUUGAAGGACCAAGCGUUCCACCUGCAAAGGAGAGCACUGACAAUUUUAAAGCCUCCACGUGAGCCCCACCCCCUCCCCCAGGGAGUGUGAUGUAGGCAGGACAGCUGUUUCAAUUUCCAUUUUACAGGCAGGAACAUUCAAAGAAGUUUUCUAACUUGACUCAAGUCUGGAAAAUGCAGUCAUGUGUCACUUACCCAUGGGGAUGUGUUCUGAGAAGGGCACUGUUCGAUGGUUCAUUGUUUUGUGAACACUGAGAAUCUACUUUCACAAACUAAGAAAACUAGGAUGUGGCCUAGGGACUACCACUAUAUACGAAGUCCAUCAUUGACCAAAACAUUAUUCUGGAGUAAGUUGCAGACCUGGUUUAAUACUUCUGGACAUCCAGAACUUUCUGUUAAAUUCAGAACUUUCUGCUUCACCAUCAUUUUAUACUUACUAUGGGUCCAGGUCAAUUCGGCCAUCCAUCCAUUUAAUUAAUCCUAAAAACUCUUUUUUUCCUUCCUUCUUUCCUGUUCUGGGGAUUAAACCCAGGGGCUUGCACAUGCUAGGCAAGCAUUCUGGUAAUUCCGUGUGCCUGAAGUUGCCCAGAUUGGCCUUGAACUUGCAAUCCUCCUGCCUUAGCCUCCCAAGCAGUUGGGAUUACAGGUGUACACCACCACACCUGGCUGGCAUGCCUUUUAAAUUAGGCCAAAUCCUAACCUCUUUCUGGUUUCUUUGUCUCAUGUUUGAAGCUGCCAUCUCUGCCUGGUACUGGUAGCUUGGGCUCAAUGUCCAAACAGUUAUGCCUUGGUAUCUGUAGGGGCAUUGGUUCUAGGACCCUCUCAGAUGCCAAAAUCUGAGAAUGCUCAAGUCCCUUAUGUCAAAUGGAGUGGUAUUUGCAUAUAACCUAUGCAUAUCCUCCUGUAUAUUUUUAAUCAUCUCUAAAUUAUUUAUAAUACUUAAUACAGUAGAAAUGCCAUAUAAAUGGUUGUUCGUAUUGGUCAGGGAAUAAUAAGAAACGAAAGUCUGCACAUUUGGUCAGAUUCGAAAAAAAUAUUUCCCCCAAUAUUUUGCAUUGUCAGUUGGUCAGAGCUGAGAUGCAGAACCCGUGGAUACAGUAGCCACUGUACUCCCCCUCCUCGAGCAGCUCUAACAAUAAGACCCCACACUACCCAGGCCCUACCUCUGUGACUAGACCUGCAUUCUCUCCCUACCUAAUUCUGCAGAGAAAAGAAGGUCAAGUAAUCAGAUGAAAUAACUUAGGUGGUAGAUUGCAUUAUUGUUCAAAAUGUUUGCUACCCUCCUCAGAGUGCCCUUCCUGAGGCCUAUGGGAGGAUCAUAAAAUUCCUGCACCAUCAUCAUCAUCAUCAUCAUUAUCAUUAUUUUGGAAACAGAAAUUGAACCUAGGGGCACUUAAUCACUGAGCCACAUCUCCAGUCCUUUUUAAACAAACAACAACAACAACAACAACAAAAAUACACAUUUUUUUUCUGAAAAAAAAUAUUUUCCCUGAGGCAGAGAAACCAGAAAGGGUUUAGGAUUUGGCCUAAUUUAAGGAAGAGGAGUUGCUGAGGCUGGCUUUGAAUUCCUCAUCCUCCUGCCUCAGCCUCUGGAACUACUGGGAUCACAGGCAUGUGCCACUGUGACCUGCACCUGCCUUUUUGAACCCAGAAAGGGCCAUGAGACUAGCUCAGCCCUGGUUGUCAAAGCUGGUGGGUGGUCCACCAUCUAUCUUAUGCUUCUGUCACAGUGACCUGCAGUGUUCAGUUUUAUCAGAGACAGUUUUAUCAACCUGGGUUCCAGAGUGAAGAAAAUGGGCAGAGGAGCAACCAGCCACAAUAGACAUGAGAUGGAGAGGGAAAUGAACAUUUGUUAAUUUAUUAGAUAACGCAAGAAGGCUCCAAAGCAAGACAUAUAUAGUAUCCCAUUUUUGUAAACUCGUAUACCUAAGUAUGUUCAUUUCUGCAAAGAUACACAACCAGAAUUCUAACAUUUGUUAAUUUACAUGUGUUAGUUUCUACAUUCUUCUGUUGUAAACCAGUAGAUUUUUCAGUUUAUUAGCGCAGCAUAACUAAAACUAAAUUGAUACAGUGACAGGAUUCCAUCAUUCAAAGAUUAACUACUGUUAAAAUUCUAGUGUGUAGCUCUGCAGAAAUUCUUCUAUGCAAAUGAACAUACUUAGAUAUUCAAUCCUACAAAAUUAAGAUAUAUAUAUAUAUAUAUAGAUAUACACACACACACACACACACACACGUCUUGCUUUGGGGCCUUCUUGUAGGCAUCU